This is a messenger RNA of Galleria mellonella (greater wax moth), 2497 nucleotides long. It is a transcript of the gene Droj2, whose product is annotated as dnaJ homolog subfamily A member 1. NCBI's taxonomy places the organism in Eukaryota, Metazoa, Arthropoda, Insecta, Lepidoptera, Pyralidae. Gene Ontology annotation, molecular function: ATP binding; Hsp70 protein binding. The coding region runs from base 203 to 1405 and encodes 400 amino acids. The record is from RefSeq and is a predicted model, not a curated record. Gene Ontology annotation, biological process: protein refolding; response to heat. Gene Ontology annotation, cellular component: cytoplasm; cytosol. The transcript has 8 exons.
ACUCAUUCGUUUGCUUCGUUCUUGUUCGUAGUUUAAUUUCGUCCGUCAUUCGUUUGUAUUGUGGAUAUCUUCCCCAAUCGCUUGUAGGUAGUCUUUACCUACCCAAUUAUUUGGCCAUUUCUGAAUGUACUAGUGAUUAUAGAGUGAUUCGUGGUUAUUGAAUAUUUCGCGUUUCUUUUACAAACGAUUUUAAGUGAAAAACAUGGUGAAAGAAACUACCUACUAUGACAUUCUUGGGGUCAAACCCAAUUGUACAACAGAUGAACUGAAGAAACAGUACAGAAAAUUGGCUCUUAAGUAUCAUCCUGAUAAAAAUCCAAAUGAAGGAGAAAGGUUUAAACAAAUCUCACAGGCAUAUGAGGUUCUAUCCAAUCCAGACAAAAGACGAAUCUAUGAUCAAGGUGGAGAGCAAGCAUUGAAAGAAGGUGGAGCUGGAGGCAGUGGUUUCUCUUCGCCUAUGGAUUUGUUUGACAUGUUCUUUGGCGGUGGCUUUAGCGGCGGCCGCCGGCGGGGACGCGAACGGAAAGGCAAGGAUGUCAUUCACCAGUUAUCGGUGACACUCGAGGAAUUAUAUCGUGGUGCUGUCAGGAAACUAGCAUUACAGAAGAAUGUAAUUUGUGAUAAAUGUGAGGGCCGUGGCGGCAAGAAGGGUGCAGUUCAAACUUGUCCUACAUGCCGUGGUAGCGGAAUGCAAGUGCAAAUCCAACAACUUGCACCUGGUAUGAUUCAACAAAUUCAAACUGUAUGUAGUGAAUGUCGUGGACAAAGAGAAAUAAUUGAUCCCAAGGAUCGAUGCAAAGUAUGCCAGGGUCGUAAGACAAUACGUGAUCGCAAGAUUUUGGAAGUGCAUGUUGAUAAAGGUAUGACUGAUGGUCAGAAGAUUGUUUUUGGUGGAGAGGGUGAUCAGGAGCCAGAUUUGGAGCCAGGCGAUCUCAUCAUUGUGCUAGAUGAAAAGGAACAUGAUACAUUCAAACGAUCUGGAGAUGAUCUCAUUAUACGAUUAAAUAUAGAGUUGGUGGAAGCACUAUGUGGCUAUCAAAAAGUGAUCAGAACAUUAGAUGAUAGAGAUAUAGUAAUAACAGUUAUGCCGGGAGAAGUCACCAAACAUGGUGAUGUGAAGUGUGUACUAAAUGAAGGAAUGCCUAUGUAUAAAAAUCCGUUUGAAAAAGGCCAACUAAUUAUACAAUUCCUAGUUAAUUUCCCUGAAAGUAUUCCACAUGAAGUAAUUCCUGCAUUGGAGAAUUGUCUGCCACCUCGACCAAGGGUGGAAAUACCGGAAUUGGCUGAAGAGUGUCAUUUGAUGGACUUGGAUCCUGACCAAGAAAACAGAAGAAGGCGAGCAAAUCACGGCAAUGCUUAUGAUGAACAGCCAGGCAUGGAGCGGGUACAUUGCGCUACAAGCUAAAUGAGUCAUAGAAACUUUGCUGAUGGAUCUAAUCCAUUAAUCACUCUGUUAAAUAGCAGUAUAGUUCAUAAUAUCGGAUAUUUAUAGUGUGCAUGAAGAGGUAACGGAUGCAUAAUGUUAGGCUUUUAUGUUAAGUUACUUAAAAUAAUUGAUUCAUUUAGAGUUUAGACCUUUUACAAUCUUGAAAUGGUAAGCUAAGUCUACCUGCUCAAGAUAUAAAUUUCAGUCUUAGUAAUCACUAUCCGACUCUUAAAGUCCAUUUAAAUUUGAUAUCACAAAAACAAUUCUCCUUUCAUUUUUUCUUAACUUAACAUAAUUAUUUUUCGUAGGUAUUUGUAUAUAUGUUUCUCUGUAUAUAUUUUCUAUGCGAUGUAAAAGGUAGAUGUGAAUAUUUUUUAUAUUGAGUUCAGAUAAUGUAAAUAAUUUUUACAUCUAUCUAAUGAUACAAAGUAGAAAUUUAUUAUCUAAACCAUUGAUAAUUUGAUUUAAAUAAUUUUUUUCUACAUACAAUGUUUUUUAUUUCUCACAACGGGUGUGGUAUUAGCUGGGAAUCACAAACAUUUAGUAGUAUCUUUUUUUUUUGAGAUGAAUAAUAAUUAAAUAUACUCAGAAAUCAGAAUAACAGAGGUUUUCACCAAUUGUUGGUGGCGGAGGCAUCUUGUGUUUGCCCGUUAUGCAGUUUUAUCUUGCAAAAUUCCAUAAUAAUUACAGUAAUUUCAAUAUUUUCCUAAAAUAUUAAUAUAAAAAAUGAUAAAGAAAAUAUUGAAAUUGUUGCAUAGUAGACUGCCAACUUUUUAAUCACAUGAAAUAUCUGUUAUACUAACGUACAGCAUACAUAUGACUACACUGACCGUCAUAACAGACCUAGGUACAGAUUGUUAUAAUUAACAAUUAAUAUACUAACCUAUUUAUGUAACCUAACGGCAGUUUUUGGAAUGAAUUUCAAAUGCAAAUUAUCAUGUGAAAUUUGACUAAAUAUAUUAGGUACAGUGGAGAGUCGAUUAUGUGGAUUAAUUAUCCAGAUUGUCAACAGGGAGUAAUGUUUAAGUAAAACAAAUCAAUAUUUUAUGUUAUUGGGGUUUUGAACACUCA